GAGCCUCUCUCUUGGCCGAAUUGCUUUAAUUCAGAUAAGAAGACAGAAUAUUUGGGAGAUUGUAAGAGUUUAUUGCUUAAACAUGGUGUAAAAAUACGAUAUGCCAAAACUAAGAAAGAACACUCUAGAGAUUGGGCUAGGAGCCUUCAUGCUAAUGAUGAUAUAUUUAAUAAUACCCCUACUCGGCUAAUAAAUAUGUCUCCUAAUAAAGCG
Funneliformis mosseae is the source of this 213-nucleotide messenger RNA. The record is from the annotation of a GenBank genome assembly. NCBI's taxonomy places the organism in Eukaryota, Fungi, Glomeromycota, Glomeromycetes, Glomerales, Glomeraceae.